AUGGCGAGCUUGGCGAAGAGUGCGGCCAAGGGUGCUGUGGCGCAGUUGGAGUCAGCUGCAUCAAGAGCUUUGGAGCCCAGGCGCCUCUACUUUGACACCGCACCAGGCCUGGAGAAGAUGCUUCAGCGAGAGCUAGAGGCAUUUCAGCUGGGUUCUGUGGCCUUGACCCCUCGUGCUGGGGAGCUCUGGCUGACAGCGCCAGAGUCCGCAUUGUGGCGUGCAACACUGCAGAGUCGGGUCCUGUUGGGCGCUCGCUUGGGCGUUGGUGAUGUCUUCCACGCUGGCUACGAGUCGACCUUGUCUAACUAUGUCGCCGGGAUACCUUGGCCCGAUUAUCUCUGGUUUCGAGCAGAGCCGCUUGGACCUCCGCUCAAGGUGCAAGCAGAAAAGUCCCGCCUUUACCAUACAGAUGUCAUUGAACGUGGUGUUCUUAGUGGCAUCGAGAAGCGAAGGCAGUUUUUCAUGGGUCUGAAGUUGCAGAACAAGGAUGACGGGAACUUCUAUGGCAGAAAGGAGAGGGAAGGUCCCCCAUUCCCAACUGUGCACGUGAAUCUGUCCCAGAACGAAUGCCACAUGAGUGUGGCUGCGACUGCGGCACCACAUGCCCGGGCGUACGAGUUGGCACUGGAUGAGGGGCAGAUGGAGCAGGAAGAGGAGAUGCGUGGAAGUCCUUGGCUGCUUGAGCCUGCACAUGCGGCAGCCUGCGUGAUGAGAGCCAAUCUUUUCAGACACCUGGAAGAGAGUGCACGCUCCGGGCAGAAGCUUUGCGUUUGGGACCCUUUCUGCGGCAAGGGCACCCUGCUCCUGGAAGCCUUGGGCAUUGCGAUGGGUGUGCCGCCUGCAAGCCCUGCCAUGAUGAUGCCUUUCCAGCAGUUUCCGGAGUUCAAUCAAAUGCACUUCCAGGAGGUGCUCCGGUCCCUGCAGUUGACCCCGCACCCAGAUGUUGGUGAGAUGUUGCUUCUGGGAAGCCACGAAGAGCAACCACACCUGGUGCACCUCGCCAACCUCAACCUGCAGGCUUUUGCGCGGUCAGUGCCAAGACCAAGGGCACCUUCCAUGUGGACCCAAGCGUGGGCACCACCAGGGUCCAAUGAGGCCCAGGACCUCACCACACUUGCCACACAGCGGCUGCCUUGUCCGACCGCGUUUCAUUCGCUGCCUGCAGCAUCCAUUGCAGAGCGGAUUCGUAGCCACCGUCCCCUGAUCAUUACCAGUGUACCUUACGGCAAAAAAGCUGAUGCACGGAAAGAUCAGCGUGCCUACAAACGAUUCGGCCAGCUGAUUCGAAGCAUGGACGUGCGCGACGUCUAUUGUGUCUCUGCGAGGGAGGAUUUCAAGAGGCUCACAGGCCUCGACUGGAGAGCAGAGCUGCGAUUCUCAGCCUCAGGAGUGUGGCUUGAACUCCUGCGCUGGACAGGGCGUGAGGCUUCGGAACUACACUUCAUUUCAAGCCAGCCUCGGGUGCGCAAGAAGCGCAAGGAGGUGCGGCCCAAGGACGAGGUUCCUGUGGUUGAGGAAACAGCUGCAGAGGAUGCCGUGCGAACUGCAAACCACAGAAAGAAACCAAAAAGGUGGCUGAUGCAGCGGGUUCGGCCACGCAAAAAGUUGAUUUCUCCUGCGCAGCAUUCGGCUGAGAGCACAUGUAUCAAGGUGGCAAGUGCAGGAUACGUCGGAUACGUAGUCUGUUUGACAACGUCAGAGACUGCGAAGGUAGUGCUUAUCGUCGCGCUCCUGGUGGUGAGUUCGGCUAGCGCAGUGUCACCAGUGCAGUUCUGGCCGCCUCUGAAGGAGGCAUCAAAGAGCUCUGCUAUGGAGAAGCUCACAGCCGACAUUGAGCAGAUCAAGGCCUGUGUGACACCGUCCAAGAUUUGGACACAAUUUUCUGCAUCAACCGGCCUCGAUCCAUCCAUUGAUCACUUCCAGGAGUUUGCUGCUGUGGAUCUGCGAGGUUUUCAAAGAGGUGGACGAUUGAUCACUUGUCUGUGGCCCAAGGGCUGCUAUUUGCCUGUUAUCAUUUUCAGUGUGGAUGAGACCAAAGGCUUAGCAGCCGUGCUCAUUGGCAGACGUAGCGUAGUCCGUAGCCGAGCGUUCUCGGCAGAGCAAUUCUUGCGUGAAACUGCUCCACCGCUGGAUGGCCUAUCGUACAAGGGCCAGGGGGGCCGGGUGGGUAUCUUUGGCGGCUCUGGGGACUACACUGGAGCGCCCUACUAUGCAGGACAUCUGCACGCGGGUGCAGAAAAGUGA
Cladocopium goreaui is the source of this 2244-nucleotide messenger RNA. The record is from the annotation of a GenBank genome assembly. NCBI's taxonomy places the organism in Eukaryota, Dinophyceae, Suessiales, Symbiodiniaceae.